Molecule: messenger RNA, 1395 nt
Organism: Melanaphis sacchari
Lineage: Eukaryota; Metazoa; Arthropoda; Insecta; Hemiptera; Aphididae
Exons: 5
Coding region: 104-1387 (427 amino acids)
Biological process (GO): sensory perception of taste
Cellular component (GO): membrane
Source: RefSeq, a predicted model, not a curated record
AUUUUAAUUUAUUACUGAUAAGAUAAUUGAUAUGUGAACUUGAAAUUUUUGUCACAUGAUAUUGUUAGCCCAAGGAUUCUAUAUAUUAAGUUUUUAAAUCAGUAUGACCAUUAUAAGACAUAGAUAUUGGAAUGUCCCCGUUUUGCCCCAUGGCCCCGUUCUGCCCCACGUUCCCCUACUGGAAACAACCUUCAUCAAAAUGACCACUGAUUUUCAUAAAACUUUAAGACCUAUUUUAUUUUUAUGUAAAAGUAUAGGUUUAAUUAAUAUUGCAUAUACUGUGGAACCGACUGGAUUAAUAAUUCGGGAUAUGAACUCAACGUUUCUUGCAUAUCUAGAAAUAUUACGGAUGAUUGUGUUGUUGUUAUUAACUUAUUCAUACUGGAAUCAGUUCAAUCGAGAAGUUCAUAUUAUUUUAGUUAUAGAGAUUAUAAAAAUUUGGAUAAUCAUUAUUGCAUCCAGACUAUCAACGAUAUGGAUAAUCAAAUUUAUUAAUGGCGUUACUGAGUUUGAUCAGAAAAUUACACCACUUUCAACAAGUUUAUCGAUUACACAACGUUUAUGGAGAAAAAAUAAAUGGAAUUGGAUUUUUAUUAUGUUAUUUACAUUUUUUGUCGGAUUUAGAUUCAUGAAUAUCUAUUUUACUCCCAAAAAGAUGCAAAAUAUUGCAACAUAUAUGUUUGUCCAUCCAUUAUUCAAUCCUCCUCAUGUUAUGGAUUAUGUACUGACGAUCUCUUCUUGUUUCUUUCUUCAUAACAUAUAUGCCAGAUUCCAAACGUUAAACGAUAUUUGGAAAUGUCUUCCUGCUGACUUAGUUGUCGAUUUUGACAAAUGGACACACAACGAAAUAAUAGAUGUCAUGGAAAACACGCGACUGUUACAUUCCGAACUCUGCGAAUUGUUAAAAAUGUUUACUCUUGGUUACGGUCCAUUGCUUUUGUGUUUCUUUAUAUCCAACUUUAUCAAUAUGCUACUCGGUUUUUAUUUUAUGAUCAAUUAUGAUGUAAUCUUCAAUUUACAAUUUACCGGGAAACGAAUACUAUUGAUGUUUUUUCACGCACAGAGCAUCACAUUUUUGAUGUUUAUUAUUGUUUUCGUUUCAUUCAUCAACGAUGAGAGAUUGAAAAUUAUAUCAUAUUUACGAUUAUACCGAAUUUCAAUUUUACACUUUGAUAUUAAACGACAAAUUAAAAUGUUUAUGAAUCAAAUAUCAGCUUGCGAUUCAGACCAAAUUUCAGCAUUCGGAUUUUUUGAUGUUAAUUUAAAUCUUGUUACAUCAAUUCUUGUAUUAUUGAUAACUGGAAUAAUCACUUUGGUACAGAUGAAAAAUCACCCAAUCAUAUUCAAAUUUAACAAUAACACUAGCAACUUGUAUAGUAAAUUAUAAUAUAAAUA